UCGGCCGGCUCGGAUCGUUGAGUUAGGGUGUGGAGAGGGGCCAACAUGCUUCUCUGAACAGGUGAUGUCCCUGUUGUACAGAUUCGCCCGGCUGCCUGACCGGGCCAACACCCACGUGUUCACCUUCAUCGUGACCAGGUCCGUGACCAGGGACCUCGAACGGGACGUCACCUCCAGGGAGUUCACCUGUGGAUACCAGCGAUGGGCAAUUACCUUUUCGAGGAACGACAAGGUGCUCGGAGUGUACCUGGUAUGGAGAAGCGGGCUCGCGGGGGCGGGGGGCAAGGGGGCGCCCAACAAGGCUAGCCACAACACCGGCAUGCGAGUCUACGUCGACUUCACAUUCACACUGCUCAACAGAGACCACUUCAGCGUCAACGAGGCGUUCAGUGGAAAACAGGUCAAGUUCACCUGCGACUGUCCAGCACAGGGCAACCGCAACUACAUCCCGGUGACGGACCUGCGCACGCGCAAUUUCACAGACGAGAACGGCGAGUUUCAAUUGGAGCUCACGAUGGGCAACGUGCGUACCGUGUUCGACUCUGAGCUGCGCAUCACGCCGCAAAGCACGUCCACCUCCAAGCAACAACGCAGACAGCAGCUGCGUCUGGAAACCCAGUAUUUUUCGUUUGGGGGCUUUGACUGGAACGUCUCAUUAGAACGAGAGGAGGAGGACGGCGCGUGCGUGUUGCAGUUGAACCGGUUGACUGGAUUCGACCAUCGGUGUCACGUGCGGUAUUUAGUGGUUUUGGGCGAGGGCGAAAGGCGCAUAGACUCGGGCCUUAUCGACGACAUCAGCGACGCAGAGGGCCGUGUUAGGGGUUGGUGUCCGGGGGUGACGGUGUCCGAUGUGAUGAGAAAAGGGACGGUCCGCCUGCACCUGGAGAUGUUGUUGGCAAACAGCCUGAGUGACGUGUCCGUGUCAACACCACCUAUCAGUGUUGGCACUGCCCAGGUGGUUGCGCAGACCGCCCCUGCGCAGUGCUUUGACAAGGACAAACAGCAGUGGCUAGUGACGUCAGACUUGCAUGGGGACACCUUGCGCUUCCACAUUGUCUUCAAGGACAUCCACAAUGUGCCUCGCAACCAUCUCAGGUACGUGAGUUGGAGUUCGUACAUUAUGCGCUUCCCGCCAGACGACUCGUCGCCGCCUGAGCCUGUGGCUUUGGAAGGCUCGCCCUUCAGUCACUACUACGCCCAGGACACCAGCGAUGAAGGCAUCAUGAUGGAAACCGAUGUGCCCGUCAAGGAGAUGCGAGUUCCAGACUGCGAGUACUUCAGCGACAGGUCGCAGGUGCGUUUGCAAAUCGAGUGGGAAGAUUCGUACCUGCUCUUCCAGGCGACCUAUCACAAGUACGAUGACGUCACCCGAGUGCACAAUUACCAGAUGAGACGCGAGAUCAACGCAUUACAAGCAGAGAACUACAGCUUAGAGAGACAGCUUUUCAGCUACCAGAAAAGCAUAGCGUACGCUCACUCGCGAGGUCAGUACUCGGCCGAAAACACCCCCGUCGGGGGCGGCACCCCUGAUGUCGCCCCUUACCGGCACCACGGCGGGUCCUUCAGGCACAGCAGCGCAGGCGCCGCGCCCAAGCACGGACACCACUACCACCCCAAUCACCAUCCUGCAGCCAGCAGACACCGGGCGAGCACCGGCGGCCUGGAAGUGGAGCCGACGGGUCAGUCAAGCCAGCUGGCGGCCAAGAGCCCCAACACAUCUCCGAGACACCAUCACAGAAGCAAAAGUCCUCAUUUAAGACCUGGUCACUUCGGUGGGGAUCAUCCCUCUGGGGACGAGGGAGAAGGGGCCGGAGCUGAGCUGGAAGUAGGUUACUGCGAAGAAGACGGUUACUACGAAGAGGAGCAGGACGACGAGGAACGCCGGUCCUACUCGCUCGGCGAACGCUCCCUGUCCACGGACACCGAGUACGCCUGAGAAACGCUCUGUCCCCGCCCGAUCAGACCCCCACACUCUUCGCACCCCCCUCCGCGGAGGCGCCAGUCGGACAUCGCGCGUGUCGACAACACCGACAUCUUCAACUCGCCCGUCGAGGAGAUGCGUCCGAAGACGCACAGCUUCUCAGGGUUCGGCAACGCCCCGUCCAGUCACACCUGGCAGCACUUGAAUGGCGGCUACCGGCCCCCGGCGCCGCCCCCGACCGUCAACGAGGUCUCCUUGUACAGCCGGCAACAGGCUGAGAAGCAGCUGCAGCGGCAGCGGCGCCAGUCCAAGCCCUACCAAAUCACGCACAUCAGCAGCACCAUCCGCAACCUGACGCACAAGGGACCUGCCAAGUCGGUGGACGCGUACAUCUUUACGCAAGUGCCCAGCAGUCUGGCCUCCUCCGAAGAACCGGACAAGCUGUCCGAGCUGCAUCCGCCGCAGCCGCCCAGGGACACCAUCAUCGAAAUGGGCAACGGCUACGCGGGCUACCACACCAAGAAGAAGAGGAUCGUCGCCACGCCCGCCUCCUCGAGUCUCUCCUUUUUCAGGGAGAUCCUCUUCCGGAUCGCCGAGUUCAUAUGCUCGCUGCGCGGAAACAGCCACUACUAACCGAAUUGGCAAUAAGUACCACCCUCUUGCACAAAGUAGGCACCUAUCUUGGCAUGCGAGUUUUGCUCUUGACUCUCUUUCGACAAUUCACUCCUUACUUCCUCUCGAUUGGACCUGCAGGAGGCUUUUUACGGUCUCUAUAGAUUUUCUUUGCACCAUACUCAUUUAAAAAAUAUUCACUCAAAAUAAUCUUUUCAUAUCACCAUCAAUGUAUGUUCAUCAGCCUAAAACCAUUGCAGUUUUCCAUUUGCGCAAAGGAAGAAUCCAAACAUUUCAUUUUUCAGGCGCCCAAAUUUUAUCCUAAGAUUUGAAAUGUCUGAUUUCUGCCUGCUUAUGAACCGAUAGCAAAAAUCGGGGAAAAUCCAAUGGAAAUCUGCGUGAAUUUAAUUAUCAAAACCAACUGAUAGCCACAACAUUUAGAUGAAAUAAGAGGUGUCCAUUUCAAAUAAUAAAGGUUAUGAACAUACUUUGCAACCCUUUGUAAGAAUGGCAUGAUAUUAUGCAGAUUAUGCAUAAUUUUAAGAAUUCCCUAAUAUGGAUAUUUAAAUUAAGCGUGAGGAAAAAAUAAUACUGAUUUUAGCAGUAGAUAAUUAUAUAUAUUCUAAUGCGUUAUUAUAAUGUAACAGAAACUCCAUUCUUACAAUGAACCACUACCAAAACAUUAUUAAUAAUUAUUAAGACUAAGGAGGAGUCUCAAUAUGUAGCUUUUGAAUCAAAACUUAAAAUAAAUAAACUUUUGUUUGCAAAAAAAUAAUAAUAAAAAUAAUUUUAACAUCAAAAGAGAGCAAAAGUAUUCAGCCGAGAAGCGCAAAGGUGCAUACUCUUGGAGUGCUACUGAAAUAAAAUCGCUGAUAAUAUCAAUUGGGAUUCUUCGAAAAUUUAUCAAACUAUAAAUUUCUAUGCGAAGGGAUUAAAAAAAUUGGGUCUAUCGAAAUAUAUCAUGUUUUGUAGUGAAUCAAAACAGAAGCAGUAACAAUCAAAAAAGGGCGUGGGACGGGGAAAAGAGAAUUAUAAAAUAAAAGAGCUGGGCUAUUAAAUGUUGAGCCAUUCAAUCGAUAAAAAAAAAAAAUGAGUAUAUUUUCACUCGACUGUUCUUUCAUAUUAUAAGCUGGUCUUCAAAGCAGCGCUUUUUGACAGCCGUGUGUUAGCAUGGAAUUUUGUUGCCGAUGAUUGAAAGUAAAAAUAAUUGAGCGUGAAUUUGAAGACGCGGCGGCGGCCAAUUUUCGACCAGAUUGGUUGCUUAUCAGAUAUUUUUGUCUUGGGACCAAAGUACGACCAUGAUUGUCUAGCAUUUCUGAAGGGUACGUGUCGGUUACUUAUUUCCUGCUCUCAAUGUUCCGUCCUUCAUCUCAUUCAGGCAUAAAAAAUAUUAUUCCAUAAUUAUGCACAAAUUAACACUCACACAAUCUUUUCUGCAGCUUUCGCUUUUCUCAUUAUAUCGUUCGAAAGUGCUUGUCCAAAGCGCGCAGCAAUAUUUGAGAUGAAAAAAAAAUCACACACGUAUAUUCGUACAUAAACAGUAGUGUAAUCAGCAAUACAAGUUUUAAUUGUCGCAUGUGCGUGGGAUAUUUAUUGUUAACGGAUGAUAAUUUUAUCACUGCAUGCACAAAGGAUUUCUGUAGAAGGGUAAUUACUUUAUGCGUAUACUUAUUAAUUAAAUUAUAUUUCUCGGUCAAUUCAUAAAAAAUAUUGAUUCUCAUUAAUAAUUGCAUGCCUAUACAUUGAAUGUGUCCAAUAUCAUACGCUGCACGCUCUCGCAAAUUUCCUAUCUCACACAAAAAGGCAUUUUUGCGCGAUUCUUUUCUAAUAGCUCGUAAGAAAACAAGUUUUUGAAUUUUACAAUUCACAUUUCGAUUACUCACUUGAAUCAAAAUAGUUUUAAAAUAUAACACAACUUUUUAAGAACAAAAUGAAAAUCGAAACUCAAGUGACGACCAAUUUUGAAGGUUUCUCUACUUAAUAUUAAUUUUCAACUACCACAUCUCAAAUAAGUCCCAGUAUUAUCACGAGAAUCGUGUGAAUUUUGUAACUUAAUGAACAAAAAGAGCGUCGUUUUUUAUUAACCUUGAACUCCAUUGUUUAUUUCAUAAUAAAUAUAUGCAAAUCAAUCAGAGCUUUUUAGAAAUUUAAGUGAGCAUCAUAUCUUUAUGUCAAUGUGGAAUGUUUUUAAUCUCAAAAGACGGUGAGCACAAUUUAUUAAAUGCCUAAGUUUUUAGAUUAUAGCAACGUUUUUUCUGAUAAUUCAUUUUAGAACAGAUAUCAAUAUUUAAAAUUAUUCCAUUUUGUAUGUCAUAAAAAAAUGUACACUACUGUUUCCAUGCUCAUUUCCCUACUUACGUCGAUUUCUUCCAUCAGCAAGUAAUAAAGAUGAUAAUUAUUAUUGUUAUACAGCUUUAUUAUCAAAGCUUAUAAUAAAAGAUAAAGUUUGAAAUUGAAAAUAUUAUAUAAUAUCACGCGGCAUGAAUGAAAAUGAGAAAUAUAUCAAUGUUGUUGAAAAACUAAGAGCACUGUAAUUGACGAUAUAUAUUGACAAAAAAUGAUGGUUUUAUGAAAUUGCAGCACUAAAAUUGAUCGAUGUGUUCCAUAAAAAAGAAAGAGAUCACCCAGGGUGUAUCAUCAUAAAAUAAAAAAAAUGUUAAAAAGAUAUUUAACACAAAGUUUCAAAAAUUAUUGGAUGUGUCUUAUAUUAUGUGAUGUAACUUUGAUUUUAGUUGACAUAUGGAAGCAAAAAUAAAUUGUAGUUAUUUUUAAUGUUACAAUGUUACAGCCUUUAAAUUGCACUUUUUACUAAAUGAAGAUUUUUCAUAUGUUAUAUACGUUAAAUAAUUGAUACUAAUUUUGAAGGAAAAAAUCAACUACAUUUUUGGUUCAUUUUCCUUAUUUAGAAAUUACAGUAUUAAAAAUUUAUACCCAUAAUAAACGAUGUGCAAUGUGUAAAAAAAAAUAACUAAAUGUAAAAUGUUAAAGCUUAAAGACGAAAAAAUAUUGUUACUGGCUUGUAGCGCUAUAGCUGUGUUUUAAUGAGCCCUGGGUCUCCGUCUCUAGAGUGCAAAUAUCUAACUUGGUCCAAUUAACAAAGUAUCAAGCCCUGUCCGCCCAAAAGUGUGUCACUCGUCAAGGGCUCAAGGGAAUCAGCCGCCCAUGGUUCGGUUGUGGACAGGGGUCGCAGCUUUGACACAUCACGGUUUCUCACUUACAGCACAAAUCACUGAUAAUUUUGACUGUACGGCCUAUUUGCUGUGUCUACUUUUUACCUAUGUAGACCAACUCUCAUUUCCCUGAAUAACCUACAACAUUAUACGUGGAUGUGCUAUCUCUUUGAUAAAGCUGAAUAAAACUAUCU
This is a messenger RNA of Neocloeon triangulifer, 5897 nucleotides long. RefSeq lists its product as uncharacterized. Bases 65 to 1936 code for a protein of 623 amino acids. Gene Ontology annotation, molecular function: protein binding. Lineage: Eukaryota; Metazoa; Arthropoda; Insecta; Ephemeroptera; Baetidae. The record is from RefSeq and is a predicted model, not a curated record. The transcript is spliced from 11 exons.